Messenger RNA from Gracilinanus agilis (Agile Gracile Mouse Opossum), 1566 nucleotides. RefSeq names its product glutamate receptor 3-like. The record is from RefSeq and is a predicted model, not a curated record. Gene Ontology annotation, molecular function: glutamate-gated receptor activity. The transcript is spliced from 10 exons. Gene Ontology annotation, cellular component: membrane. NCBI's taxonomy places the organism in Eukaryota, Metazoa, Chordata, Mammalia, Didelphimorphia, Didelphidae. The coding region runs from base 1 to 1566 and encodes 521 amino acids.
AUGGAUUUUCCCUACUCCAUCUGUGAGGGAUUACUGAAAGGUUUCUCUCUUUCUUCCAUUACAGUCUGCUCCCAGUUCUCCAGAGGGGUGUAUGCUAUCUUUGGAUUCUAUGACCAGAUGUCAAUGAACACCUUGACCUCCUUUUGUGGGGCUCUGCACACAUCCUUUGUCACACCCAGCUUCCCCACUGAUGCUGAUGUGCAGUUUGUCAUCCAGAUGCGGCCAGCACUGAAGGGUGCCAUCUUGAAUCUGCUGAGCCACUACAAAUGGGAGAAGUUUGUGUACCUGUAUGACACUGAAAGAGGAUUCUCAAUCCUCCAGGCCAUUAUGGAGGCUGCCGUGCAAAACAAUUGGCAAGUGACAGCGAGGUCUGUAGGAAGCAUCAAGGAUGUGCAGGAAUUCCGAAGAAUCAUUGAGGAAAUGGACAGGCGUCAGGAGAAACGAUAUUUGAUUGACUGCGAAGUGGAGAGGAUCAACACAAUUCUGGAGCAGGUAGUAAUCCUGGGGAAGCAUUCCAGAGGUUAUCACUACAUGCUUGCUAAUCUGGGCUUCACAGACAUCGUCCUGGAGAGAGUCAUGCAUGGGGGUGCCAACAUUACUGGAUUCCAGAUCGUGAACAAUGAGAACCCCAUGGUUCAGCAGUUCAUACAACGCUGGGUGAGACUGGAUGAAAGAGAGUUUCCAGAAGCCAAGAAUUCCCCCUUGAAGUACACAUCCGCCUUGACGCAUGAUGCUAUUCUGGUCAUAGCAGAAGCUUUCCGCUACCUGCGCAGGCAGCGAGUGGAUGUCUCCAGGAGAGGCAGUGCUGGAGACUGCUUGGCCAACCCUGCAGUGCCCUGGAGCCAAGGAAUCGAUAUCGAGAGAGCUCUAAAAAUGGUCCAAGUGCAAGGAAUGACUGGAAAUAUCCAAUUUGAUACUUACGGACGCCGUACAAAUUACACGAUUGACGUGUACGAAAUGAAAGUUACUGGCUCUCGGAAAGCUGGCUACUGGAAUGAAUAUGAAAGGUUUGUUCCUUUCUUGGAUCAGCAAGUCAGCAAUGACAGUUCGUCCUCUGAGAACAGAACUAUAGUGGUGACUACCAUUCUGGAAUCUCCCUACGUAAUGUACAAGAAGAACCAUGAACAGCUAGAAGGCAACGAGCGCUAUGAAGGCUAUUGCGUUGACUUAGCCUAUGAAAUAGCCAAGCAUGUGAGGAUCAAAUACAAGUUGUCCAUUGUUGGAGAUGGGAAAUAUGGUGCCAGGGAUCCCGAAACAAAAAUAUGGAAUGGCAUGGUCGGAGAACUUGUCUAUGGGGACUACGGCAAUGGUAACGCUGCACUGGGGACUGGACCUCCAAAUCGAAACCAUCACCCGAAACGUUAUGGCCUUAGAAACGGCCACCUGCUUUCAGCAGCUUGUGUUGGGAAUUGGAUCUUAGGCAUCUGCCACUACCACUACAUAGGCCUGGCCCAGCCUGUCUGGACCACCAGGUUCCCUGGCGUGCCGUACUCUGCAUGUUCCCAGGAGAACAACUGGGUUCAAAGACUCUUCGUGCUGCUGGCAGGAACCUCAAAGGUCAUGUAG